CGGACGCAAAGUGAGCUGAGUCACAAUCGUGUUGUUUCCUUAUUCAAUUUGUGUUUAAAAUAAAUCUGGAAUCUUUAUAAGGCCUGAUGCUGUCGCCGCACGAUGACGAUGACGACAACCACUUAUGUAUCAAGUGUAACGCCACCAUCAUCGGCCUUGAUAACUAUGUUAAACAUAGAAAGCAAAGCUGCCGGAAAAGAAAAACUGAAUCUAAAACUGAACUCCCUUCCAUCGAGCCGCUGGAGCCGACAUAUAGUUUAGGCGCCGAUGUAUUUUUUCAAUCGUUAGAACUACAGAGUAGCGUUAAAAAGGCAUCUUUGUCACGAUUAACACCACCCACGCCAAUAUCCAAAGCUAGUCUUGAUAAAAAGAGUACAUUGACGGUCGCGUCUUCGUCGCAUCUUCCUCGAAUGAGUCCUAUUGAGAACAACUUAAGAGGAGAGGACUGGAUCGGUGGACAUAGCUUAAGGAUUGGAAUUAAUGAAGACAACCAAACGAAAUUGAUCAAUGCUGUUGCAAGUAUUAGUGGCUCUGUUAAAAAAGAUCUCCCUAGUACUUCCUAUAAUAUUAGCAGCUUUAAUGAUUUUAAAGGUGAAGAUGAUACUGAAGAAUCUGACGAUACAGACGACGACGACGAGGAAGAAGUCGUACCGCAUGGAGGGAAAUGGAAACCACCACCAAAUUAUACCGGUGGUAAGUGGCGACCGGCAUCUCCAGAGCACGAAGAUUGGGAUAUGAGGGAUGAACAAGAACAAAUUGACAGAGAUUAUGAUUAUGACGCCCCUCCGCCUGAACACACAAAAGGAAAAUGGGUUCCUGGUGCCAACGAAAAAACUCAAAUAAUGCAAACUACAAUACAAUCAAAAGGAUCAGUUCAAUAUUGGUGCGGUCCAUGUAACCGAAGACUCGGUUCUCGUGCGAUUUAUGAAAAACAUCUCAUGUCUAACUUGCACAUGCGCAAAGUUUUACCAGAACAUGAACUAGAGUUCUCAGGACAUUUAGAUCCGAUUCGAACUGUAGGUGACAAGCGAACAACUCGACCAGCGUCCGUCAGUGAAAAUCCAAGUAACCAAAUUCAGAGAAAAAAGCAUAAGUUAUCAGAACCAAAAUUAAACAUAAAAAUUAAAAAGAAGAAAAGGAAAAGGAAGGCUUACUUUGUUCAAUGCUCGGGCUGUAAGUCACGUGUCCGAACCCACCUAAUGGGAAAACAUUUAAUAUCACACUAUCAUUUCAGAAAAGCCACCGAUAUAAAGAGUGAAGUGUACCAACAACUCAUUCUUAAUAACAUGGAUGCCAUAGUCCAUCAAGCUCCAUUUCAAUGUAGUCCUUGUAAAUUUUAUACCAAUUGGCUCUCAAAUUUUAUGCAACAUUGGUUCUCCGAAGAACACGACCAUACAAUCAACUCUAUCGAUGGUAGAUUCUGGUGUUCAUUUUGCAAAUUCGAAUGUGAUACGUCUCAGGAGAUGUUGAAUCAUAUGUCAAGCUCUGAACACAGCGAAGUGGUGGCAGUGAUUAAUCGUUCCAUGCCGAUUAUAAUACGAAAGAAGACGAUAUUACGCUGUGAAACGUGUCAUCAAGAAUUUCGAUAUAAUUUUGAGAUUAAGCAACACUGUCUAAAAACUGGUCACGAAAUAACUCAUACCGCAACAGACAACUAUCAAGAACUCCAUAGAUGUCAGCACUGCAGGCAAAAGUUCAAGUCAUCAGUAACGUUGGCAGCUCAUUUGAAAUCGAGACACAAGCAAAAAGCAUUCUUCUGUCUCGUUUGUUCGAAAAAUUUUGAUUCUUCUGAAGAAGCUAAACGUCAUCGCCAGACUUCAGAACAUAGGAUUAGAAGAAAAGAGAAAUUGCGAGAGAGAGGUUUUUCCACGAAAGAUUUAAGUAAAAAAUGUCCUUACUGCACGGAAAAAGUGAUUUUGAAGAAUAUUUUGGAACUUAAGGAUCAUAUUAGACGAGCUCAUCCCAACAUUAGGAAGAAGUGUCCCAAAUGUGGCAAAUCGUUUAUUUUCUCCCAAGAAGUAACAAGACACAUACGAGAUAAUGCUUGCCAAUUUCAAAAAUCUGAAACAAUCAACUCUUCGAUUCUCUGGAAUUGCAGUCAGUGUCUGUUUACCACUGAUUCACAGGCUGAAUGUUUCUUUCACGAAGUUCUUCAUACGGAGCCUCUUGCAAAUGAGGAUAUGAAGAAAUCUGUUCUAAAAUACUCCUGUCCACUCUGUCCGAAGAGUUUUAAGAAGGCUUCCUUGAGGUUACACUUGAGGCAGCACACCUUCGAAAGGCCGUUUGUUUGUUCGAUAUGUGGAGCAAAUUUUACUCGUCAGUCAAGUUUGUCAAACCAUUCUAGGACCGAGCAUGAAAACUUGGACGCUAAAUUGUCAAAAUUAACAUCCAUCGAAGUAGUUAUGACAAAAAUAGCUAAGGAAGAAUUAAAGUGUAAUAAGUGCAAGAAAAAAUUUAGCGACAGCCAAGCUUUGAACGAGCACUCCAGCACGUGUGAAACAGAGGAGAGGCGAUGUCCCCACGACCAGUGCUCCUACAUCGCGUCAACUCCCGCGCAACUCAACAGACAUCGAAAGAAACACGGCGAGCGGAUAAAACAUUACGAAUGUCCGACGUGUGAGUUCAAAACGGACCAAGCCAGCCACAUGAAGAGGCACUUACUGUGCCAUAAGGGAGUCAAGCCGUAUGCCUGUCCGCAUUGCCCAUUUACUUGUGCAAGUUUGGAGAACCUGCGCAAGCACGCGCUGCGCAGCGCGCGCCACCCCGGCCGCGCGCUGUACGCGUGCGCCGCGCGCGCCGCGUGCGCCUUCCGCAGCGACCGCGCCGCCCGCCUGCGCGCGCACUACACCGCCGCGCACGCCGACCAGUUCGACGCCGCCUCGGCGCGCCGGGCCGUCCAGCGGCAUCUCAUGGUAGCCGACCCGGACCCCUGA
Messenger RNA from Vanessa atalanta (red admiral), 2933 nucleotides. Its product is annotated as zinc finger protein Xfin-like. Gene Ontology annotation, molecular function: zinc ion binding; nucleic acid binding. The record is from RefSeq and is a predicted model, not a curated record. NCBI's taxonomy places the organism in Eukaryota, Metazoa, Arthropoda, Insecta, Lepidoptera, Nymphalidae. The transcript is spliced from 6 exons. The coding region runs from base 87 to 2933 and encodes 948 amino acids.